AUGUCUUACGAUGACGAGCCCUUCGAUGACUGCGACGAGCCGUGCUAUGAUGACCAGUACUAUGAUGAGCCAGAUUGCGGCGACCCAUACUAUGAUGAGCCAGAUUACAGUGAUCCAUACUACGAUGGGCCGGAUUACAGUGACGCUUACUACGAUGGGCCGGAUUAUGGCGACCCUUACUAUGAAGGGCCAUAUUCCAAUGACGAGCACUACGAUGAGCCAGAUUGUGAAGACCCAUACUAUGAAGAACCAGCUUAUGAUCCAUCCAACUACCACCCAUUUUAUGGAGAAGAGUACUAUGAUCGACCGCCUUCUGGAGAUCAGUACUGUCAUGAGCCGUGUCCUGAUGACCGAUACUUCGAUGAGCCAUCUUUCGAGUAUCAGUACUCGGAAGAGCCACCCUUCGAUGAUCGGUCCUUCGAUGAUCGGUCCUUCGAUGAUCGGUCCUUCGAUGAUCGGUCCUUCGAUGAGCCACCCUCUAAUGAUCAAUACUCAGAUCAACCUUCCUUCGAUGACGACGAAUUCGAUGACGACAAGCUUGAUGGCGAAGACUUCGACGGCCCCCCUCACAAUAAUCAGCGGUACGAAGAACCUCCGCUCAAUGGGCCUUGCUCAGCUGGGCCACCGCCCCACCGCCAAAGCUACGCUUCCACUUACUCAAGGAGUCGCGAGCCGCCUGUGAAUGUCACACGUGUGAAUCAGGUGACUGUCAACGUUCAGCAUUUCCACAACCUGUCUGUUCACGUACACCCUGUCGCAAACACGACCUUUGCUGCCAGAACACCAGACUCUGAAAAUCAGCACCCCGGCAAUCAGCACCCCGGGAAUCAACAACCCAAGAAUCAGCGCCCCAAGAACCACCCCAAGGGCCAGUUCUCUCGUGAGCAGUACCGCAAGAAGCGACCAUCCACCAGGCAACCUGUCCAGAAACUGCUCUGCGACGGAAAUUCGGUUGAGAAAAGGUCCUCUGAUAAGAUGUCCUCUGAUAAGAUGUCCUCUGACAAGAUGUUCUACGACAAGACGUCCUCUGACACGAUGUCCUCCGACAAGAUGUCUUCUGAAAAUAUGUCCUCUGAAAAAGCGUCUUCUGACAAGAUGUCCUCUGAAAGAAUGCGCUCAGACGACGCAAUCACCGAUAACAUGCCCUCCCACGAGAAGUCCAAUGAAGCAGCUUUGGACGAAAAGGCCACCGAUAAACAAGCCUCGAGCCCCUCCUCUGCUUCUACCCAUCCUUCUUCCUCCGACUCAUCUCCAAUGUCUCUCCAGUCCAGUCGAGGUAGCCCUCCUUCAAAUCCGGAAACAGAUACUUUACUAAUACAGCAAGCAGACCCCAUCUCUCAGUUCCGCACUGAUAUUCUCGACUGGUCUCUACGUAACAAAAUAUCAUCCGAGACUUUCGCCCGACUGUGUGAUAUCCUUCGUGUCGUCGACAGCCCUGAAACCAAAUCACUGCCGAACAGAGCGGAUAUCUUCAUGAAGAAGGAGGAUAAAAGAAUGAGAUCGGACAGUCGGGGUAGCCAGUCGUCUGCUGAGUUGAAGUGA
Molecule: messenger RNA, 1542 nt
Organism: Aspergillus fijiensis CBS 313.89
Lineage: Eukaryota; Fungi; Ascomycota; Eurotiomycetes; Eurotiales; Aspergillaceae
Exons: 1
Coding region: 1-1542 (513 amino acids)
Source: RefSeq, a predicted model, not a curated record